UGUUCUGGAUAAAACUGGCAAGGUAUCUUCAAGGGUUGUACAUGAAAAAAUUAACAACAAGACAUCUGCACACUACCUCAUGCAGGUGUGGAUCCAGGAUUUUUCUUAGGAGGCAAUGCACCACUAAGGAAUGAUUUAACUGAGUUUUUUUUUUUUUUUCUUUUUUUUUUUUCCACAAAAUACCAGUCAUAUUAGAAAGGCAUAUGUCAUCUCAGUGAGGGGGGUGCACUCCUGCACCCUCCCCUUAGAUCCGCCCCAGCCUUGAAACUGAGACUCCCUUCUCUGUCUGCUAAGUCAGAGACACAAGAAAGCGUUUGCUUGCAACCGCUUCAUUGUUUGAUCAGCUCCCGUUAACAACCAGGGACGAAUAAAUUAAAAAUAUUGUUUUUUGUCAAGUUUUAAUCAGUUUUAUAACUUACACAUGGCAGAUAGGAUUCAAAACGCUGUCCGUUUGCAAGGGAGUCACCACCACCCCACCCCCAGCCAGGAGAAUUAGAUUAGCUACCUUAUGCUGUAACUGUGUCACUCAUGAGAAAUGCUUUUUUGUUGCCUAUUUCUGGCUACUUUCUUUUGCAGCCAUUUCUUUUGGAACUGUCACGCAAUGCUUCACACGUGAUAUCCCAAAAAGUGGUUGCGAAGGAGACUAGACCUUAGCAGAUGAGUGACUGACCCCUCAUUUACAUACUAUUUGCAUAAUCUGAUCACCCACUGCAAUUCAUAACUUGGUAUUGCAAUUUUUUAGGUCAGAUGGCCCCGGCAAUUUCUACAGCUUUUGAAGCAUUUCUUUAUAAUAAUUUCUCACAAGAGUUCACUAAUUAAUGAAAGGAUCUCUCAUAAGUGACUGCUUUUUUCUUUUUCGUAGAAACAACAUGAUUGAAGAAGUUGUUGCCCACAUUUUCACAGGAUUUGUAAAUGUUGUAGCUGGUCUUCACCUGUCCGCAGUGCAUAAACCUUCAAUAUUAGACAUUGCAAAUACUUCUCAUCACCCCUGUCUUGGCAUUUGCUUUAUUUCGCUUUUUCGGUGGCCACUGGUUGCUUAAUUGGCACCUGAGGAAGACUUCACGAUAUCUAGAUUUGUGUAACUUGCCUAACGAGUACAAAACAUUGUUGCUGCCCAGAGAUACAGCAAAAUGGCAUUACCAGCUUGCUGGGAGCUCAGCUGAUCAUGGGUUUGGAUUUUUUCCUCUGCUGAGUUCAAACUCAGGGAUAUUUCCAUGGUCAAAACCACAGAUGAUUCAAGAUGUUGAUGUGAAUAUAUUUUAUAAGCCAUUGUGUGUUAGAAUUGACCAUUUGAUACCUACAUCACCUGGAUAUUGCAAGGUGGUUGUCAAUGGCUUCACUCAAGAUGCAUUUUUGCAUGACUGCAUUGUCAAGUGUGGAUCACAGUCUUUGCUUUCUGGAAGGUUAGUUUCACAAAAAAUAGGAGAAGAGUUUGCCACAGCAGAUGUGGAAUACAACUACCCUGCAGUAACAUUUAAAGCAGUUUUGGAUGGCCCUCGGGGAAAGUUUACAUUUCAUAGCGAUAUUGUCUUUGGAAUCAAAAUAAUCGACUCUGCAGAUGUAGCUUAUGAUUGGUUCGUGCGAGUGCAAGAUAUAUUUCCAUAUCAACUUCUCGACAUUAUCAGGGCUACGGGAUGCUACUUAGUUCACAAGCAUUGUUUAUCACAUCAUAUCUCGCAUGAUUUUGAUUGGAGAAUUACAUUUGCUGAAGCCGAGUCAAAGCUUUUUGAGUAUCAUUCUGACAAGACAGCACUGAAAUUGUGUUACGUUGUCAUCAAAUUUGCAAUCAAGCAGUUCAGUCAAGUAAAGAAGAGAAGUUAUCUAGCCCUAAAAUCCUACCAUUUAAAGACUGUUGUCUUGUGGAUUGCUGAGCAAAGUGGAAAGCUUCCUUUUGAUGUGUAUACAAUUGACAACAACAGCACACUAGGGGCACUGUUGUCACAUAUCAUAUCAACAUACAGGCAACAUCUACAUGAAGGAUAUUUACAACACUAUUUUAUAAGGGGUGUAAACAUUUUGGAGCCCUAUGGUGUUGAAGAAUGCACAGCAGCUAUGCACUUGUUAGAUGAGUUUAAUAGGAAGCCACUGGCUACUGUGUCUAAUUUUGAUAAUGCUAAUAUGAACCGCUGGAAAUUUGAGCAGUUUGUCAUUGUUAGUCAGCUUGUUGUGGUGGCAUGCUUGUGUUUCAGCUGUUAUUUUUCAGUAGUUGGUGAACUAUUUGUGCAGCAAAUCUAUGUAGUGUGUGCUGUAUUUGGUUUGAUAAUGAUUGUAAAAAUACUUCUAGAUUGAUGCAUUGCUGUCUAGUUAUCAGGGUUUCGUGGUAUUAUUUUUAUAAUAUAAUGCCAUUUGCUCUUAUUGACACAUCUGAUUUCAUGAUCUAACUGACAUUUUUAAAACGUAUCUCACAAGAAAUUUUCACAGUUGCCUUGGAAAGUGAGAGAAUUGAACUAAAGUCCAUAUUCAGGUGGCUGGUAACAGUUUCCAGAUUUUUCCAGUAGUUAUACUUUGAUGGCUCAGUACUACCACAUUUUAUCAACUGAUGUUGUAAUAUUAGGUAUCACAUUAACGACCAAUCAUUGUUAAACAAUUGUGGUCACCUUUAUGGUAUAUUAGGUUACCAUAGUAAUGAUACAGCUUGUUAAAAAUUCCAGCUUUUUAAAAGUGCUGCCUUAUAACUCAAAAA
Orbicella faveolata is the source of this 2683-nucleotide messenger RNA. RefSeq names its product cyclic GMP-AMP synthase-like. The record is from RefSeq and is a predicted model, not a curated record. NCBI's taxonomy places the organism in Eukaryota, Metazoa, Cnidaria, Anthozoa, Scleractinia, Merulinidae.